CCCAAACAUGUACAACUGUGUUCCCCAAUAGAAUCGCCCACCCCUCCAUUGUUGAUUCGUAAUUUUACAAACGCCACACAUACAGAUGCAUCGACCUCCCCUAAAAGGUGGGGAAUUUUAUGGGCGGUUGCUACGUGCGAUUUGAUGAAUUUUACCCACAACAUUCGGCACAUCACCAAUUUUGAAGGGGGCGCUUGGCCGAAAAAAAAAGUGAAGAAAAGCAACAACAAUCUGUGGAGAAAGUGGCCGCCGAACGUCGACUAUGGCUUGCAGUUGGAGUCCGUUGUUCUUUGUUUUUCUGCGGAAGAACCUAUUAUACUUGCGAUGCAACAUUAUACCGCUGAUCUGCAUCCUGGUUGGAUGCGGAGCAUUGUUGUGGGGUUACUUGCACUGGACUGUUAAGCCAGUGAGGUACCAGUUGGAGGAAUUCGAAUCAAAGAAUGAAUUGGCUCUUAAACAAUUGUACUUCCCAGCCAAUGACGAUGACUACAUAUACUAUGCCCCACAAACACAGGAUGUGGAGAACCUGUUGGAUCUGGUGCGGCAGGAUUUGGGGAUAGCCCAGGAACAUUACCGACCAUACAGCAAUAGUGAGGACAUGCAAAUGGAACUGGAACUACAGUGCCGGGGCAGUUGCUUUGCUAUUAACUUUAAUAAUUUGCCGACUCCCGGCUCCGUUACUGGAAAUUUUAGUUACAGCUUAAGUGCGAGUCAUAUGCGGUUGUCGCCCAAAAAGCGCUUCGUAAACGAUGAGGAGAUCAAUCACCAAAAAGAUGAUGAUGAUUACAUACGGGCUGGUUUCUUGACCUUGCAAAAUAUACUUGACAAGCAAUACUUUAAAUAUCAAAAUUUGGCAACAAAUUAUGAGGUAUGGGUGAGCUCCAUGCCCAACCUGGAGGUUGUCAGUAUGGACAGCCAUCGGCUAACCUACUUUGGAACCCUGUGCAGCAUCAUCUUCAAUGUGGUUCUGCUGAGUACUUUCGUUGUGCCCUUUGUGGAGGAGAAACAAAACGGUCUGAAGGAGUUCCUCAAUCUGGUUACACCCAUGAGUUUUCUCAAUGGCCUCACCUUUUUCCUCAUUCGCUUUGGUUUCUACGCAGCGUUUUUGCUAUUUGUUUUGAUUGUGGCAUAUUUAUACGAAGCUCUCAAUCAGAUCUGUUUUACGUAUGUGGCCAUACUUUAUUUGCUUUACAUAUUGGCUACCAUGUCGUACGCAUACCUCAUAUCUGUUUGCUUUCACUCAGUUUUCUACGCCAAAAUUGGAGGCCUGGUGUUGCUCAUCAUUCCAUAUGUUUUCAGUUUUGUUCAGAGUUGGGCCUCCUCGUUGGCCUACGUCAUCUUCAGCACGAAUGCGUUUCUGGAAGGAUUGGAUGUUUUCCAGACGUUCUCUAAUAAACAUCGCCAAUUUGGCGGGGCGGAACUAUUCCGUGAAAUUAAAGAUGGAUCUAGUCGCAUGUUUUGGAUUUAUUGCGUUCUCAUUUUCCAAUCGAUAAUGUAUGCCCUGCUUUACAAUUACCUUGGCAGUGUGUUUCCCGGACCUGGUGGGCUUAAGCGAUCCAUUUUCUUUUUCCUGGACCCCAAGACAUACCAAAAACGACAACGCAAUGAAUAUACAACCGCUCCUCGGGGAGCUCAAGCUAUCAUCAUCACCGAAUUGUGCAAAAAGUUCAGAACAGGAAACCGGGAAACGCUUAUUUCGGAUAACUUGAAUAUGACAAUCAACAACAAGGAGAUCACUGUAUUGCUCGGACACAACGGCGCUGGCAAGACCACUAUGAUGAACAUGAUAAUGGGACUGGUGCCAAAGGACUCGGGAAAAAUAAUUGUGUGCAGUGAACGGGAUGUGGCUUCUUAUCGCCACCUUAUUGGCUUCUGCCCGCAGCAUAGUGUGUUUAUGAGUUACAUGACCUGUCACCAGCACCUCGAAUUCUUCGCUCAACUUCGCGGAGCAAGUCGCCGAGAAGCCAGCGAAUGGGCAGACACAAAGCUAAUCAAGUUAGGCUUGGGUGUUAAACGAGACGAGUUUGGUCGUAAUUUGUCGGGGGGUAUGAAGCGACGCCUAUCGCUGGGAAUUGCCAUCGCCGGAAACACAAAAAUUGUUAUUCUGGACGAACCGUCAUCCGGUCUUGACAUUAACUCGCGACGGGAUCUGUGGGACAUUCUGCUACUUCUGCGCAAGGAGAAGGCUAUUUUGGUGACAACGCACUACAUGGAAGAGGCCGAGGUUCUUGGAGAUACCAUUUGCAUCCUGGCCAAUGGCAAGCUACAGUGUUCCGGAUCGACCUUAGAACUUAAGCGCAGAUCGGACAUUGGCUAUCGUUUGAAGCUGGAAGUAAACGACUUUACGUUGCGUGAGAAUGAAAUUCUGCAGUUAAUCCAUACCUAUGUACCAACUGCUCGAGUGCUGAAUGUGGUCAAGCCAACUGUGUAUGUAUGUCUGCCGUAUGCGUUCAAGAGCAGAUUCCAUGAGAUGUUACACAAGCUGGAGUUAAAAGCGACCUCUUUAGGCAUAAACACCAUCUCCAUGACAGACACCUCCUUGGAAGAUGUUUUCCUAAAAUGUGCUGGUGAACAAGAUCAGGUGGACACACCCGAUGGCUCUCGAAAUGACGCUCCUUUGUUAUCCCAACCAUACAAGCGUCUUCCUGGUCAGCAUAUAGCGCCCAGCUUGGGGCAACUUUGGCUGGCGGUAUUCUAUAAAAAAUGGACCUUUCUGCGAAAUGAAUGGCUUUAUUCGUUGAUAAUGUUGAGCAUUCCGCUCGUUUGCGUUCUGGGAGCUCUGUUUGCAAUGCACGCCAUGUCUGUGGUGGAGAAUGAAGAGUCGCUGCCCCUGAAGCUCAGCCAGAUGCAAAGUGGAAUCGUCUAUAUUCAUAACCCGAAACUGCACUACCCCGAUGUGGAACAGCAAAUACGCCGACAGAUUGAGCAGAACGGAUUGACGGCGAAAACAUUGCAGACGCGGGGAAACAAUGAUGUGAAAAAUGAGAGUCUUGAUUUGCAACGUGAAAAUCUGGCAGAUUUUCUGCAAAGUGUGGUGGGCAUCAUAGACAUGGACCGUAGCACCGAGGACAGUCCGGCGAUCGAGAUUUUCUUUUCUGGAAAUCGUUACCACAGCUCCGUUGAUCUUCUCAAUCUGGUGGACUCCAGCAUGCUGAAACUUAGCCGACCAGAGUCUGACAUCGAUACAACCUACGUGCCAAUUCGACGCUUUGUCAGCGAAGUGAGUCCCACCCGGCUGGAGUACUAUGCAGUGAUCGUGUCGGUGGGCAUGUUCUUCUUCAUGUUCUAUUUCAUCUCGUUGCCUUUCCGCGAGUACGCCAACGGAUUUCGCCAGCUACAGGCAAUGUCCCGCUUCAAGUUUUGGUUUUUCACAUUUGCAUUUGAUGUGUUGGUCCUGACAUUUGUCUGUUCUCUCCUAAUGCUUCUGCAACAACUGUUGAUGCCACCGGAGCUUUACUCGACCCCGGAGUUGCGGGUAAUCGUAAUGAGCAUUUUCUUCUAUGGCUGCAGUUACCUACCCAUUCUGUACACGCUGGGGAAUAACUUUAAAUCUAUUUCGACGAUAUCCACCUACCUACUCCUUAUGCUGAUUGUGUCAGCCAUAAUUCCCCUGAUCACGUCCAGCAAUGCAGCAGCCAUUAAACAGCACGAGACCAUGAUUGCUUUCCUGUGUUUCCUACCGGACUUUAACUUGAACCACCAGUUGCGCAUAAUCAAUGAGAACUUCAUUACGCGACGACGUGCGGGAAAGAUUCAGAACCUAAUCUCUGAAGACAUCUUCUUUGUCUAUGCUGUUGUUGUGUGUGCCUUGGUUAUGGCGCUCUUUACCAUUGUGCUUGAACACAAGUAUUACCGUCGCUAUCUCGCUCAACGAUUAGCUAUUUGGCACACCGGCUGCCUGUACAACGCCAAUAAGCUCAAACGCACCAGCAUCAGUCCCAACUCUCCAUCUUUGCAAUUGGACGACUGUGCUAAGGAGGAGGAGCGUGUAAAGAGUCUGAUGGGUCCGCAAAAGCAGGACUACCCGCUGAUUGUAAGCGAUUUGCGAAAAAGCUAUAAACAAGUAUCGGCAGUGAAUGGUCUGAGCUUUGCGACGGCUCGGGGCGAGUGCUUCGGUCUGCUUGGCGUGAACGGAGCCGGAAAAACAAGUACAUUCCAAAUGAUCUCCGCCAAUCUGGCCAUUGACGGGGGCAGCAUAUUCAUCGACGGCAUUGAUAUUAAGGAUGAAGUAGCAUACCGACAGCGGUUUGGAUACUGUCCCCAAUACGAUGCCCUGAACAAGUUUAUGACAGCCGAGCAAUGUCUCUACUACAUGGCUCUACUAAGGGGCUUGAGCAGCGGUGGCGAGGGUGCAAACAGUGCCACAGAGAACGUAAAGUUCUGGUUGGAGAAAAUGCAUCUAACCAAGUACCAGCAAGUGCAGGUGCGUCACUACUCGGGCGGAACGAAGCGCAAGCUGCUGGCUGCCAUGGCCAUGAUCGGAGCCCCAACACUAGUGCUGCUUGACGAACCAACCACUGGCGUUGAUCCAAUUUCAAGACGGUUUUUAUGGCAGUGCAUCAAGGACUUCCAGAACCAAGAUCGAACCGUGGUUCUCACAUCGCAUAGCAUGGAUGAGUGCGAGGAGCUGUGCAACCGGCUGGCUAUCAUGGCUCAUGGAAAAUUCAAGUGCUUAAACAACAUAUGCGCAUUAAAGCGAUUGAGUGGGUUCACCAUUAAACUUAAAAUGCAGGAGGACACCGAAUCGGACGAGAAUGUGAAUAUAAUUACGAGCACACUGAAGGAUCAGUUCGAGGGCUUAGAACUGCGGGAGAAUCAUGCGGGCACGCUCACUUACUUUGUGGGCACCCAGGAGAGUAUAGUCCUUUGGUCGCACGUGUUCAAGAUAACUGAAGACAACCUAACCGAGCGGCUAGGCCACAUCGUAGCGGACUACUCGGUGAACGAGUGCACGCUCGAGGACAUUUUCCUCAAGUUCGAUAAACAAGCCAAAUCGCAAUCAACGUCAAGGGAAUCAUCUGUUCAACAAAGCCUUGACGGCCCCAAUUUCGUAUGAGAGAUGGCUUGCGUGGCGGGUUCGCAUAUCGAAAAGACUGAGCACAAGAUUCCCUUCGUCGGAGAAGGCUAAUGUCUCCGUUUCCCGGCAUCCCUUCCCACAUCUCACCUGUAAAAAUUUCAUCGAGCAUUUUGGACAGUAUUUACCUGAACUAUGAAUCUCUAACCAAUACGAGAAUUAGUUUUUCUCACGACGGCGGGCACUUGGGCUCACAAUAUCGGCAAGGUUUUCUACUUAACUUAUAUAUUUUAAGACUAAUAUCAAAGACACUUUGUAAAUAUUGUGAAGUAUAUAUAUCUAUUUAUUAAGUAUUUCCUAAUUUCGAAUA
Drosophila bipectinata is the source of this 5384-nucleotide messenger RNA. Its product is annotated as Engulfment ABC Transporter in the ovary. Gene Ontology annotation, biological process: lipid transport; transmembrane transport. The record is from RefSeq and is a predicted model, not a curated record. Lineage: Eukaryota; Metazoa; Arthropoda; Insecta; Diptera; Drosophilidae. Gene Ontology annotation, molecular function: ATP hydrolysis activity; ATP binding; ABC-type transporter activity. Gene Ontology annotation, cellular component: membrane; intracellular membrane-bounded organelle.